Cervus elaphus (red deer) is the source of this 2884-nucleotide messenger RNA. RefSeq names its product myomegalin-like. The transcript has 9 exons. The coding region runs from base 1449 to 2744 and encodes 431 amino acids. Lineage: Eukaryota; Metazoa; Chordata; Mammalia; Artiodactyla; Cervidae. The record is from RefSeq and is a predicted model, not a curated record.
UAUUUACUAAUCAUAAUGCAAUGAAAUAACUACAAAUACGAUCCUUGAUCUAUACUGUUGGGGAAAAGCACAUAGUUAAAGAAGCUAUCAAAAUAAAAAUUAUAUAUUCCUUAGAAAUAAAGUGAACAUUACAUAUUAAAACCUAUAUGAAGAGGUCAGAGGAAAAUUCAGAGCUUUAAAAUGCAUUUAUGAGAAAAUAAGAACUAUUAAAAACAAUGAAUUAAAAGCUAUUAAAAGUUAAUAAAGGAAUAAACCCGAGGAAAGCAGAAAAAAUAAAUUAGGAUAGAAAUCAAUGGAACAGACUUCCCCACUCCCCCAAAACAAUUAAUUAAAACCAUAAUCUGGUUCUUUGAAAGAAAAUUUAAAGUUACUCCUUUAAUAAACAAGUUUGAAAGAAAAUGUACACAACUAUCAGCAACAUUUGAUACAGAAGUAUUAAAAUGGUAUGUAUAUUUUGGUACAUAGAUUCCUUCUCAGACUAGGAACCUCCUGUGUGUUCUGAAGCGGGCCUGGACUCUAGCAGAAGCUCCCGUGAUCCCCAAAUGAGUUUAGGGCCCUCCCUACAGGCUGGAAGGUGAGAAACAACUACUCUUCUCCACACCUGGUUGCCUGUUCAGCUCCAUAACAGUGCUUAGGUCUAGCCCUGGGGAAUAUAAGAUAAGGGCCCAAGGGCUAUGAAGCCUUCGUAAAUCCAACUGGCCCUGGGUGUUGUCCCUGCUGAGACCGAAAGCGAAGGUAAAAAAAACCCAACCUCCCUCCUCUCUCCCAGCCAGCUGCCUCAGUCCGCUCUGGGGCCUUGUUCUCAGUCCCGGAAACGUCUUCCGGAAAAGACAGGCCUUGGACCCUUGCGGGAGAAGCUCCGCGGUUCCCAAAAGUAUUUGAGAGCAGCCUGUGAAGAGCCUAGGGGCUCCCUGCCCAGCAGCCUGCACACUCUCCCGGCCGCGGGUCCCUUCCUGGCUCUUGAUGGUGACGGAACCAGCAGGGAAGUCAUCAGUGCUCCACUGGACAGCCGCCUCGUACUCUCCACCUGCUCCCUCCCUGCUGCCGCCGCCGAAGCCAGCCGCCUUUUUCUUUAGGUCUCGCCCAGACGGCUAGCGCUCCUCCCCUUCCGGUGAACCCUGGACCAGGUUUCAGCCGAGGCCGCGGCCGCCAGCAAACUCUCGCGUGCCCCGCGCCCCCUGGCAACCCCAGCGCCAGACGGCGGCCGAGAGCGCAAUCGCAACAGGCGGCCGGGGGUUGGCGCCGCCGCCGCUGGGCCAGAGAGCGGGACAAGGCCGUCCCUGUCCGCCGAUCCGACCAGAGCUGAUUUUUUGCACUGGCUGACUCUGGGGAAGCAAAUAUUUGUCUUGGGACUUUGGGGAGAGGUUUCAGAACGCGUGCACCCUGCCAGCCUCUGCGCCGCCGCAUCCCCGAGCCCUGGCCCCAGUCUCUGGCGAGCUACGGUCGCGAUGUGCAUAAGAGAUCACAGGAUGGCGCCAGCGGUCUGCCGAGGGAUACCGUCGGAGCACGAAGACUCCUCCGCGUCAGUCCCAGAGCUACCGCUUUGGUCUGUCCUUCCAGUAGCCGGUUCUAGCAGGUGUAUGCAAUACAGAAAAGUCAUCAAGGGACCACCCAGACCACCAAGAAGUAUGGACUCUCAUUCCCAGUCACCCAGAUUCAUUGGAGGCAGGAAGAGGUUUCUUUGUGAGAAAAUGCUCCAACUGAAGCCUGGGAUGCAUCAGCCCUCAGAGAAGAAGGGACCUUCUGAGAGGAGAGUGAAUGAGCAGAAGACUCAGCCUGAGAAAGCCGGAUUCUCCUCUAUGUCCCACAGCGAGAAAUAUUCCUUGAUCCAGGAUCAGGCUCGAGAGUUGACCCACCUGCGGGAAAAGAUAAGGAUUGGGAGGGCUGUCUCUUCCCUUCUCAUCCAACAUGUUCAGAACACAGUGAAGAUCUUUGAAGAGCUCCUCAGCAGUAGGAAGAUUGACUAUAACACGGAGCAGCAUUUCCGUGAGCAGCUGGCCAAGGGCAGCCAGCUGGCAGAGAGCCUCGCCAGCAAGUUCAACACAGAUGACUGUGUAAAUAAGAAGAAUCAAAGAGAACAGAUGCUGCAGAGACUCAGUAUCUUAAGGGAGAGGCUAAAGAGGGAUAAGAAGACAGAAGUCCUGCAUACCCUACAGGAUGCCCAGCUGCAGACUUGGCCCCAGACCUGCUCCAGCAGCCAUGCCCCGUCCACCGCCCGUUACUCCCCUAGCAGCACCUACCUGCUGCUCAAUGAACAGAAAGUGCGCCCUGCAGUGGACAUGGCCAAUGUCAGCCCAGCCACGCCUGCUGAUUCAGCUUCAUUGCCCAGCAACCACUCAGAAGCUGUAUCUGCUCAGCCCUUCUAUCCUUUGGGUGGCACCGCAGAGCAGAGUGGGACACCAGACGCUGGGCAUCAUGGCAGCAGUCACCCAUGCGAAGAGAUGAAGCCUCAGAAGAUGAAUGCAUCCGGGAACCUAUCCUCCUCUUCCUCUUUGGACCGGCCCAGCUCCAAGCCCUCUGGGGCCGACCUGCUGGAAAAGAAUCUUAUUGAGAUCCAAAACCUGCGCCAGCGCCUGGAGGAAUCUGUAUUCAUCAAUGACCGUCUGCGGGAGAGGCUGGAAUAUGUGCUCAGCAAUGCUGGCCAAGGAAAAGGUACUGCACAGUCAGCUUCAGAUGUGUCCCUCACCACCCCUCAUUUAUACACUGAGAGUCACUCUUCUGGCUCUGGUAAGGACAUCUUGUGACCCGACACCGGAAGGGUCUAGAGGAGUGUUUUCCAGAUUCUCCAGUCCUAUCCAACAGCACUUGUGGGUGUAAACUUGGAGGCAUCAGACAUUACCUUUAAAUGAAUGGAUCAGAUUAAUAAAUUAUUAUUUAAAAAUUA